GCUUAAACCAUCAACCACCUAUUAAAAUCUUGCAGGUUAAUUAUGAAUUCAGAAAUUAAAGUCAUGAUAACAACUAGAGAAACCCUUAAACCAUCAUCUCCAACUCCUCAAACCCUAAAAAACUUCAAGCUUUCCCUCCUAGACCAGCUUUCUCCUGCAGCCUAUGUUCCUAUGAUCAUCUACUACGCACCAAAUUGUUCUGAUCCUGACGGACUCCAAACCCGUCACCUUUUAAAAAAAUCUCUAUCAAAAAUGUUAACCAAAUUCUAUCCAUUAGCAGGAACACUGAAAGAUAAUCAUUACAUGGACUGCAACGAUCACGGCGUUGAUUUCUUCGAAGCCAAAGUGAACUGUCCACUUUCAGACAUUCUCAGGAAACCUGAAACAGAUGUACUGAAUCAGUUUUUACCUUCUGUUUCAUCUGAAAUGGAGUUCCAAGUAGCUAUUCAAGUAAACACUUUUAUCUGCGGAGGAAUUGCGAUUGGUACGAAUAUAUCUCACAAGCUUGUCGAUGGUAUCACAUUCACUUCCUUCAUGAACGUAUGGGCUUCAAUGGCUCGAGGCUCUGAUGAUUAUUCGCCACCCAUUUUCGUCGGACCGGAUUUCUUUCCUCCAAAAGAUUUGUCCGGGUUGUUUAAUCAGGUUCUUGAUAUACCAAAAGCCAAAAACAUAACUAAGAGAUUCGUGUUUGAGCUUUCAAAAAUUGCUGCAUUAAGAGAAAGAAUAUACGGUAGUUCAUGUCCUAAUCCCCCGAGUCGCGUUGAAAUACUGUCUGCAUUAAUCUGGAAAUGGGCUAUGGAAGUAAAAUCAUCAUUGAACAGAAACAGCCCAUCUUACCUGACACAGACUGUGAAUUUACGUCCGAGGAUGAAUCCGCCGUUACCAGAUUCUGCAGCAGGAAAUUUUCUUUGGCUGGCAAUUGCAAAAGAGCCAAUAAAUUUUCUUGGCCUACAUGAUUUGGUGCAUGAGGUGCAAAAAUCUUUGAAGAAAUUGGAUAAUGAGUAUGUGAAGAAAAUACAAGGAGAGGAUGGGCUAUUAGUAUUAGGAGAGACUCUUGAUGAAAUAGGAGAACUUGUUUUAAAAGAUGCAGACAUAUACAGAUUCACUAGUCUAAGGAAAUUUGAGCUUUAUGAAGCAGAUUUUGGGUGGGGAAAGCCAGUUUGGGUGAGCAGUGCAGAAUUGGCAUUCAAGAAUGUGAUUAUGCUGAUUGAAACAAAAUAAGGUGAUAAAAUUGAAGCUUGGGUUACAUUAGAAGAACAAGAAAUGGCAAUUUUUGAGAAGAACAAAGAGCUUGUUUCAUUUGAAUCCACUACUUUUCACCUUAAUUCACAUCUUUGAGCUCCACAUAUAUCCUCAACAUAUUUAUGUUUUGGGUGUUAAUAAAUUUGUUAAAA
Molecule: messenger RNA, 1394 nt
Organism: Mercurialis annua (annual mercury)
Lineage: Eukaryota; Viridiplantae; Streptophyta; Magnoliopsida; Malpighiales; Euphorbiaceae
Product: stemmadenine O-acetyltransferase-like
Exons: 1
Coding region: 43-1221 (392 amino acids)
Source: RefSeq, a predicted model, not a curated record